AUGGGCAGAGAAGUGAUGCCGGACGAUUUGGGGCGCGUGGACGGGGGGGACGGCAUCGACCCCCCCACCUACCGCUCCCUCACGCAGUCGAUAGCCGCGCAGCUGAAGGAGAAGUCCCGCUCGCAGCUGUACCCCGAGACGGGCGUGUCGCAGCCGGACGUGGACGGCCGACGGCUGCGGUUCACGCGGCUGAUCGGCGGCGGCGCGUUCUCGGACGUGUUCGAGGUGGACCACGUGCCCGGGCCGGGAUUCGACCCGGAGAGGAAGCGGCGGGUGGCGGUCAAGGUGCUCAAGCUGGAGGAGCGCGACCAGGAGCGGGAGGUGGUGGACUUCCUGAGGGAGAUACAGAUCAUGCGGGAGCUGCCGGAGAGGAACUACUUCGUUAAGUACCUGGGAGCUGGCAGCCUGGACAAGUGGAAUCCUGAUAUGAAGAACAAGUCACUGUUCAUAAUGAUGGAGUUCAUGAACCAGGGCACACUGGGAGACCUUUUGGUGCGGCAAAUGUCUCGCCCAAGGAAGCCCUUAUACACCAAGGAACAGGCCGUGCAAUGGCUUCUGCAGGUAGCCCGUGCUCUCCAUGCCCUCCACAGCGCAACCCCAAAGAUCUUGCACCGGGACGUGAAGGCUGAGAACAUUCUGUUGACAGAAGAAGGGCAGGGGGACGUCAUUGCCAAGCUCGGGGACUUUGGGUUGCACACAUGCGUGGCAAAAAUUCCAGGCCACAGCAGGGGCGUCCCUGUGGUUCCCAACCAGAUCAUUUGGGCCAAGGAUGAUGGGACCAUGUCACCAAAGUGCCAAAUCCUUCUACCCAAGAAUGUGCCAGCCCCUGAAGAGACCAUGUCGCGGAUGUCAGAUGACUCCACACGGGGGCUCACGGCUGAAGAGGUCAAGUACAGGCUGACCACAAGGGUUGGCAGUUAUAUGUACAUGGCGCCUGAAGUAUACUUGGAGGAAAUGUACUCUGAGAAGGCCGACGUCUUCUCCUUCGGCAUGAUCAUGUACGAGCUCCUAAGCGCGCGCCUCAUGCUGGUCGCCUACUCCAAGCUCAUCGAGGAGCGCGGCGACAGGCUAGGCGUGCGCGAGUACGCGCGCCGCGUGGCGCGAGGCUGGCGCCCCUCCUUCCGCGUGCGCCUCCCGGAGCCCCUCAAGCAGCUGAUCAGCGAAUGCUGGUCCGCGGAUGCCGCCCUCCGGCCGUGCAUGGCGGACGUCAUCACGCGCCUGAAGGGCGUCCUUGCCAGCGGGUGCCUGGAGGAGUGCGGGGGGGCAGAGGGGGGGCCGCUGGGCGGCCUGGUGCGGCGCGUGGCGGGGUGGAUGGGGGGCGUGUGCGCGGGGUCUGGACCGCCGUGCCCAUGCGCCAGGAAAGGCGCCCAUGACGCCAGCCCCACAAGGCAGGGCCUGAAAAGGCCCGAGCUGCAAGUGGUGUCGUCGUAG
This is a messenger RNA of Ostreobium quekettii, 1431 nucleotides long. Lineage: Eukaryota; Viridiplantae; Chlorophyta; Ulvophyceae; Bryopsidales; Ostreobiaceae. The record is from the annotation of a GenBank genome assembly.